AAUGGUGGAGUGGGUAGGGGGCGGGACUUGCUGCCGCUGCUGAGACUGAGGCCGGAGUCUCUUUGUCUGCCAGCGCAGCCUCUGUCCCAGGGCCGGCCUUGGUCCUCCUGCUGCUACUGCUGGCCAGGCACAGGCGCCUGGGCCUUGAGGAGGUGGAGGGAGUGACCAGAAGGGGGGUUGGCUGGUGCAACCCGCUCUCCCUCCAUGUCAUUGCAACCUGCGGCCCUGCUAGUCGGGUUUUCUGCACCCAAUUUUUCUUUAUUAUGUAUGCACGUUUCUUUUUGCAAAGAAAAAUGUUUUAAGCAAAGCAAACGGCGAAGGGAUCGGGAGAUCUGUUUGCAAUCCCUGAAGGAAUCUGCAGCCCGUGGUUGAGGAUUUAGAAGAGGAGGAUUUGUGGGGAGCGACGGAGACGCCUGGGUGUUGAAUCCCUCCCCCAGCAGCCCUUCACCCCCCCCACCCCUUCCCCACCAUGGAGGCGGAAAACGGCAAGCCGGAGAGUGGGGAGAAGGCCCCGGGGCACCGGUCCGGCCGGACGGGGAGUGAGCGGCCACGGGAGAAGACCCACAAGUGCGGAGACUGCGGCAAGAGUUACCACACCCAGUCGGAGCUGGAGACCCACCGGCGAGGCCACACGGGCGAGAGGCCGUUCUCCUGCCCGGUCUGCGAGAAAGGGUUCACCCGCUCGUCGGACCUGCGGGUGCACCAGCGGGUGCACACGGGCGAGCGGCCCUUCUCCUGCCCGGUCUGCGAGAAGAGCUUCACCCGCUCGUCGCACUUGCUGACCCACCAGCGGGUGCACACCGGCGAGCGGCCGUACAGCUGCUCGGUGUGCGGGAAGGGCUUCACCCAGCUGUCGAACCGGCUGCGGCACCAGCGGCUGCACACGGGCGAGCGGCCCUUCACCUGCCCGGUGUGCCGAAAGGGCUUCACCGACUCUUCCACCCUGCUGCGGCACCAGCGGCUGCACACCGAGGAGCGGCCGUUCACCUGCUCGGUGUGCGGGAAGGGCUUCACCCGCUCGCCCCACCUGCUGACCCACCAGCGGGUGCACACCGGCGAGCGGCCCUUCUCCUGCUCGGUGUGCGGCCGCCGCUUCACCCAGUCGUCGCACCUCCUUACCCACCAGCACAGCCACACCGGCGAGCGGCCGUUCCGGUGCUCGGUGUGCGGCCGUGGUUUCACCCAGCUCUCGCUGCUACUGGCCCACCAGCACCUGCACGCCGAGAACAACCCAGUCAAGUACCCGGACGGCGACGAGCCGGGAGCCGGGGACGCCCCGGACGGCGCCGAGGCGCCCACCCUGCUGCACCCGCUGCCGGCGCGCUCCUCCUCGCAGGCCGGCGAGAGGCCCUUCAAGUGCUCGGUGUGUGCCAAGGCCUUCACCUGCCUCUCCCACCUGCUGCGGCACCUGCGGGUGCACAGCGGCGAGCGGCCCUUCCAGUGCUCGGUCUGCGAGAAGGGCUUCACCCAGUCGUCCAGCCUGCUGACCCACCAGCGCAUCCACACCGGCGAGCGGCCCUUCUCCUGCUCGCAGUGCGGCAAGGGCUUCUCCCGCUCCUCCCACCUCUUGCGGCAUCAGAGAGUCCACCUGCUACUUGACUCCUCUCCUGUUGUGGUCAGCUCGAGAGGCUUCCAAGGGAAAGGGGUCAGGUGGCUCAGGAAAUUCGGCCCAUCCAUAAGGACCCUCGCCAAUGUUUCCAGACGUGCCAUAGAAAGCAUUCUAUCUGGGUCUGUCGUGGCCUGGUGCGGCAACUGCUCUGGCCAGGACCCAGAAACUCAUGGGCUAAGGGCCCUUUUAUGGUGCUGGAGACCUCUGUGGCAGAACUUUAAACACCAGUGGUGUCGAGGUUUUUGGAGUGGGAAAAAGGCAUCAAAGUGGGGAUCCAGCCACAACGGCGUUGAACGGCAGAGCAUGCAGUUUGAGCUGAAAGUCUCCCAGCUUCUCCUACAAUAUUGUCGAUGCACGAGCAUGCUGGAGGCACAGAGCCUAAGUAUUGCCUGGAAGAGGACACCUCGCAUUGAAAUUCCUUGUCUCGCACUCAUCAGGACACUUCGCAAGAAGUACCAAAUCACAAGAGGGGACAACCAACUUAUACUCCGUAUCAUUCAUGUUGUCACCCAAAUCAUUUAUAUUGAUGACAAAGAAAAGCGGACCCCACGCCAAUCCCUGGGAAUAGGCGCCCGUCUGAAAAACCACCCUCCCACCUCUGGGGGUGUCAGAGGCACCUCCCGCUUCCCAUUGCAAGGUCGGGCAUCAAGUGCUUUUGGAGUGAGGCAUGCCGAACCUUUCCGCCCUGGGAACGAGCCAAGAGGUCGGGAUGGGCGUGACGUGCACGCUGCACGACUUUGCAAAGCCAAGAGUAAGAUUAUCAGCCACUUUCAGAGAAGCACACAGGUCGAGUAUUGUGCACCGCUCAGCCACGCCAUGACGAUCGCACCAGAACGCACGCGGAAAGGAUUGACAUUGGGCUCUGUGGCGGCUCAGCGGUCAGCACUGGCAGCGCCAGGGGCCCAGCUUCUGACGCUACUGGAAAACCAAAACCCAGAGAUCUUGAUCCGUCGGAGCUGGCCACAGCCAUCCAGGCUGUUUAAACGAAACCCAAGACCUCCCAAGCUGUUUUCUCCAGUGGUCCUGGAGCGAGAGAAGCGUGAGUGCGAACGGAGACCGGGGCGGAAGCAGAACGAGCGUGGGCGGAUCUGGCAGCUGAGACGCAGAUGGAAUCUGGGAGCAGAGCGAGCGCGGGCGGAGCUGGGAGCCGAGACACAGACGGAAUCUGGGAGCAGAGCGAGAGCGGGCCGGUGGGCCGGAAUGGGCCGUGGAGACGAGUCCUGGAUGGAGGCACUCAUCUAUGAAACCGCGCACGCGCGCCGAGCUCCCGCAGCUGAGGAUAGACCACUUUCCAAGCCCAGUGCCUUCUGGGUAGCUCCGCCCGCCAUUAACCACAAGGCCCCGGCAGAAACACUACUCAACAUUGUCAAUGUGAACAGGGAUAUGCCUGAGACUUACGGACCAUACCUCCUGUAUCCACAUCCAAAUAAUUUGUGUAAAAGACACAAGGACACCAGCACCAUGGAGAAACCAUGGAAUUGUGAGGCAUGUGUGAAGGGAUUUAAUUCCCAGUCCCAGUGGGAAAAUCACCAGUGCGUUGAGAUUGGGGAGAAACUUUGGAAAUGUGGAGACUGUGGAAAGAGAUUCAGUUACCCGUCCAAGCUGGAAAUUCAUCGUCGCAGUCACACCGGGGAGAGGCCGUUCAUCUGCUCUGUGUGUGGAAAGGGUUUCGGUGAGUUAUCCACUCUGCAAAGACACCAGCGAGUGCACACCGGGGAGAGGCCAUUCACCUGCUCUCAGUGCAGAAAGGAAUUCACUUGUAUGUCCAACCUCUUGACACACCAACGUGUUCACACCGGGGAGAAGCCAUUUGGUUGCUCUGUGUGCGGGAAAGGUUUCACUCAGUCAUCCAACCUGCUGAGGCACCAGCGGGUCCAUGCUGGGGAGAAGCCCUUCUCUCGCUCCGUGCUUGAGAAGGGAUUCUGUGAGUCACCUGGCCUGCUGAAGCACCAGGGCAGUCACACCAAGGAGAGACCUUUCAAAUGCUCAGACUGCAGAGCUGGCUUUAAAAGCUCUAAGCACCUGACAGUCCACCAACGCAUUCACACUGAGGACAGGCCGUUCAGCUGCUCCCAUUGCACCAAGAGCUUCAGAAAAUCGUACAGCCUGCUGAUACACCAGCGGGUUCACACCGGGGAGAGGCCGUACACCUGCUCGGUGUGCGGCAAGGGAUUCACUCAGUCGUCCAACUUGCGGACACACCAGUGGGUUCACAACGGGGAAUACAAUCAGGGCCGAGCUUAUGCACAUAAUGCUCUACACAUCCAGUCCCCCCCCUCCUCCUUCAUAACGACGGUUGGGCGGAACCGGAAGAGGCGGUGUUUGUGGGGGGCGGCGGCACAUCCUUGGAUGAUGGUCGUGUCUCUGAGCCAAUGGGAAUCGGCUCUGUCCCCGGUGGGCCGGGCGGUCCGCGAACCAAUCGGAGAGCCUCCUCCGCAGUGGGCGGGGCCGCAUCCCACCAAAGCUCGGACCUGCCCAAAUGCCCCGAGGUUGGACACUGCAGCCAGGCCACGUGCUCAGGAAGCCCCGCCCCUCGGGCGCCUGGGAAGCGUCACCGUGGCAACCGGCCGCCAUUUGGCGGGCACGAGGCUGAGCCCAGGGCGCAUGCGCAGCAGCCAUUUCACUCCAGGUUCCCGUCGGCGGGUUGUUCAGAGUCGGCUUUUGGUCUUAAGAGAUCAUCGACACUCACACACAUACACAGCAAACAGGGCAGUUUUCUCAACAUUUGAAAAAGCAGAGGACGAACGCGCUCCGACUGACACGCCCAAAGCAGCGGCCCGCAAAAUGGGGUCCGGUUGCCAUGGCAGUCUCCCAGUGAGGAACUACAAUGAGGAUGGGGCUUUCAUAGCGGAAUACGAGGUGCAGCUCCUCCAGUUUCCAAGUGGCAUCGCUGUGACACGAGAGGAGGCCCAGGAUGGACAUGUCGUCCAGGGGGAAGCUACUGGGGCCAGUUCAUUGGAUAUAUUCGAGAGGGAGCUCGACAUGGCCCUUGUGGUUAAAGGGAUCAAGAUCCAGAGUGACCAAGGAUGGGAACUCAACCUCAACGGUAAUUCAAUUUUUGGGAAAGAUAGACAGAAAGGAAAGGGAGGUGGGGUCGUGUUGCUGGUUAAGGAGGAGACUAACACAAUAGUAGGGGAGGACAUUAGUGUGGAUGAUGUGGAAUCAGAUGUGACCAGUAGAGUGGACACGAGUGAAUCAGUAGAAGUUGUGUAUUUGGACUUCCAAAAGGCUUUUGACAAGAUUCCACAUGAGAUCAGUGAGGAAAAGGAUGAGGAACUUCAGGCUCGUGGGUGGAUUGGAGAAGCUGCUAGGGUUAUCCUUGGAGAAAGCAAAACCAAGGAGAGGACAAUACUUAAAGGUGAUUGGCUAAAGAAAGCAAUGUCAGAAAUAGCCGCUUUUAUGCAGGUAUCAGAAAUGAAAUACAAGAAUAGCAGACCAAUGAAGAAACCAUGGAAAUGUGGGGACUGUGGAAAAGGAUUCAAACAGCCAUCUCUGCUGGAAAUCCAUCGACGCAGUCACACCGGGGAGAAGCCGUUCACCUGCUUCGAGUGUGGGAAGGGAUUCACUGCUGCGUGCAAUCUGCAGACACACCAGCGGCUCCACACUGGGGAGAGGCCAUUCGUCUGCUUAGACUGUGGGAAGGCGUUCAGUGAUUCAUCCAGUCUGCGCAAGCACCAGAGGGUUCAUACUGGGGAGAGACCAUUCACCUGUUCUGAGUGUGGGAAGGGGUUCCUUGAUUCGUCGAACCUCUUGACACACCAGCGGCGAAGUCACACCGUGGAGAGGCCAUUCACCUGCUCCGAUUGCGGGAAGGGAUUUGGCGAUUCGUCGUCCCUGCUGACGCACCAGCGGGUUCACACCGGGGAGAGGCCAUUCAUCUGCCCAAAGUGUGGCAAGGGCUUCAGUGAUGCUUCCACCCUGAGGAAGCACCAUCGUGUUCACACCGGAGAGAGGCCAUUCACCUGCACCGAGUGCGGGAAGGGGUUCACUCAGUCAACGCACCUCCUGACGCACCAGCGAGUUCACACGGGGGAGAAACCGUUUGCCUGCUCGGUGUGUGAGAAGAGAUUCACCCGAUCAUCCACCCUGCGCACUCACCAGCUAGUUCACAAGUAUCAGCAGGGGACAAUCUGGUGCGCCGCUCGAAUCAUUGCGGACCUGAAGGUCACCAGCCUUUCACUGUGGAAUGAAAACAAUUCGUCUCUGCAACAAGAUUUUAAACACUUUAAUUGGAUCAUGGAGAAGCCAUGGAAAUGUAUGGAUUGUGGGAAGGGGUUUAAUUAUCCAUCCCAACUGGAAUCUCAUCGACGCAGUCACACCGGGGAGAGGCCGUUCACCUGCUCCGAGUGUGGGAAAGGGUUCAGUGAUUCGUCCAGCCUGCAGACGCACCAGCGGGUCCACACCGGGGAGAGGCCGUUUAUCUGCUCCGAGUGCGGGAAGGGAUUCACCGAUUCAUCCAACCUACAGAGGCACCGGCGUAUUCACACCGGGGAGAGGCCGUUUGCCUGCUCCGAGUGCGGGAAGGGCUUCAGUGAUUCGUCCAGCCUGCUGACCCACCAGCGGGUCCACACUGGGGAGAGGCCGUUUAUCUGCUCUGAGUGCGGGAAGGGGUUUGCGCAGUCAGCGAACCUGCUGGCCCACCAGCGGGUCCACACCGGGGAGAGGCCGUUCACCUGCCCGGUGUGCGGGAAGGGCUUCAGUCAGUCCUCCAACCUGCUGACCCACCAGCGACUUCACACCGGGGAGAGUCCCUUCAUCUGCUCCAUGUGUGGGGAUGGAUUUGAUGACUCGGCUGCCCUGCAGACACACUGGCCAGUUCAUUACGGGGAGAGGCCGUUUCCCUGCUCCCAGUGCGGGAAGGGUUUCACUCAUUCCUCCCACCUCCUGAAGCAUCAGCGCAGCCACACGGGGGAGAGGCCGUUCGCCUGCUCAGAGUGCGGCAAGGCCUUCAGCCAGCUGUCCAACCUGCUGACCCACGGGCGCACUCACACCGGGGAGAGGCCGUUCGCUUGCUCGGUGUGUGGGAAGGGGUUCACUCAGUUAUCCAGCCUGCUGACCCACCGGCGGGUCCACACCGGGGAGAGGCCGUUCAUUUGCUGCGAGUGCGGGAAUGGAUUCAGCGAUUCCUCCACCUUACGCAAACACCGACUUGUGCACACUGGGGAGAGACCCUUUACCUGCACAGUGUGUGGGAAGGGCUUCACUUCUUCCUCCAAUCUGCUGAGGCACCGGAGCGGUCACACCAACUAGCGGCCCCUCCCAUGCAGCGCUCUGACUUUGAGUAGCGCCUAUUUUUUAUUGUCAGACAAACUCUGAGGAACCAGGCAGAGGAAAACGUGUCCCGCUGCUUCCACCGCGCAGAGAGGGUUUGGAUAAGUGCGCCGGCGGGUUCCACAAAGCGUUUUAAGGGUUUAGAUUCUGAUGUCGCUCACAUUCCAGGACUGAGUCAUGUUCAAUCUGAUGGCAAGGGGUUGGUGUCAGUCGCUGCUGACGUUAAUAAGCCCGAAGACUGAGCUGGAGAUUCAAACUGUGGAUGCGCUGAAUAAAACAACUAUAUUUUAUCACUGCUGUGCCAACCCCUUGUUUCUGAAUUUAAGGCAGGAGCUCAGUGUGACUUUAUGAGCACACCUUUAAGGCUGUGAUAAAAUCUGGUGGGGUCAAUGACUUGGUUACUGGAGGCGUAGAGCGCCAAGGCAGUUCUGGUGAAUCUUUGGGAAGGAUCAUUGUGUCCAAGUGGCAGAUAGUGUUUAAUUCAGAUGAAUGUGAGAUAUUGUCUUGUCAAAAUGCAAAGGGCAGGACUCCUCAUGAAAUUAAA
Molecule: messenger RNA, 7424 nt
Organism: Stegostoma tigrinum
Lineage: Eukaryota; Metazoa; Chordata; Chondrichthyes; Orectolobiformes; Stegostomatidae
Exons: 27
Coding region: 470-6859 (2129 amino acids)
Biological process (GO): regulation of transcription by RNA polymerase II
Molecular function (GO): DNA-binding transcription factor activity; RNA polymerase II cis-regulatory region sequence-specific DNA binding
Source: RefSeq, a predicted model, not a curated record